This is a messenger RNA of Rhizoctonia solani, 873 nucleotides long. RefSeq lists its product as uncharacterized. The record is from RefSeq and is a predicted model, not a curated record. Bases 1 to 873 code for a protein of 290 amino acids. NCBI's taxonomy places the organism in Eukaryota, Fungi, Basidiomycota, Agaricomycetes, Cantharellales, Ceratobasidiaceae. The transcript is spliced from 5 exons.
AUGGCCUACUACGAUUACUACCGCCGGCGCAACCCUACCUCUUGGGGUCGUCCAGAAUACAUACUCGACUCGCCCCCUGCUCCAGGCUAUCAGCCGCAACCGCAAUGGCGAGGUUAUGACUACUACCGCGCUCACUAUGGGAACUCUUACGAUCCCUCUGCAUUUGACUCUGUCCUCGGCCGCAUUCGCUCUCACUUCCGAUCUCCCAUCUCUCGUCGGGAUGCUCAAACCUGGCAUCAACGUGUCUAUAGCGGACUUGUCGAUGUUGCGACAAUGACGCCCGCCGAGAUUGGUGCAGCAGCUGGAUACGAAGCAUGGCGAUUCUGGGAGCAUCACCGCGGAAUCUAUAGACAGCCAUUGAUGGAUGACCAUGAACGCGAGACUGAGGCUUUGGUUGGUUUGGCUGUUGGAGAAGCUGAGAAACUGUGGGACUAUACCAGGAGGCACCGUGGUGAUUUCUCCAAGCGCGAGGCAUUGGAAGUGGCAGCUGCCGUGGCAAUGAAACUCUUCCGCAAAGGUGGUGGUGGUGGAUAUUAUGACCAGCGUUCACGCUAUGAAGAACCCUUCCGCAUGGACGGGCGCUAUCCAAGCUCUCACCACCGUCAUCGCCGCGGAUCGUCCAUUUCCCCCGACGGAUUCUCCGACGGCCUCGAUUCGAGCGACUAUGAAUACCAACUUGACCCCACACUUGCGAGCGCUUACUCGCCUCUAUGGCUGGCGGGAUCCCGAUUGCUGGGUCCAGUUAUGGCGGGGACGGGUACCACCACCACCACCACCGUCGAAGGGCCUCGUCGUUCUACGGCCAGCGACCUCAACAGCUCGGAACCUCGCCAUACAUUGGUGAAUCUGCACUGUCUACCUCUCCCAGUAUAG